Molecule: messenger RNA, 3066 nt
Organism: Ceraceosorus guamensis
Lineage: Eukaryota; Fungi; Basidiomycota; Exobasidiomycetes; Ceraceosorales; Ceraceosoraceae
Exons: 4
Coding region: 1-3066 (1021 amino acids)
Cellular component (GO): actomyosin contractile ring; cell cortex of growing cell tip
Molecular function (GO): MAP kinase scaffold activity
Source: RefSeq, a predicted model, not a curated record
AUGGCGUACCCCGCGAGGAACGGCGGGGGCCCUUUCUCGCCGCCCUCCCCCAAUACUAUGCCGAUGACGAACGGCCCUCCCAUGGGUAAUGGCUUCCAGAGUGGUUCGAGAAACGGCCUUGCCAGCGCGGGCAUGAUGGGCAGGAAUGGAAGUUUGGGCGGUGCAUCAUCUGGCGCAGGAAGUGACGGAAGUAUGCUCUCCCCACCCAACAGCGCCAUGCGCUUCAAUGGGGGCUUCACUGCUACCUCUAAUUCGAUGGCGAGCGAGCCUGGGAAUUCCGCUACUGCCAGCGACGCACAUAGAAUGCGUCGUCCAAGACCAGACACCGAAGAGAUCAAGCGCGUUGGGCGCAUACACUAUCAAGAACUGCUCACGUUCUUGAGGAGUCAUCUUGCCAAAGGUCAAAACGGCCCCCGGAGCAAUGCCCGCGAGAAGCUGACGCGUCUCAGCAAACAGCAAUUUACAGAGCUCAGCACUGAUGUUUACGAUGAGCUUAUGCGCCGAUUAGACAGGAGUGGCAACGACAUGCCACACCUCGCGGUGCGCGAUGAGUUUCAUCCGAAACGCAACCAGGCCAGACAAAAGCUGUCGACGUUGCCAAAGACACGCUUCAAAGACCUGUCGUCCGACGUCUUUUUCGAGCUCGAAAGGCGCUUUCCAGAGCUGAGGGACGAGUUCAGACCGGAUGCAGCUGAGCGCGAAAGGGAGGAGAAGGCGCGCGUCGACGCCGAAGCUGUGGCUGCCGAGCGCAGUCGAGCGCCACCAAUCAGUGCUCAACCUUCCACGGCGGACGUGAUCAUUCCAGCAAAGAGCACACUCGUCUCAGAGGAUAUUCCGCUGCCAUACUCCCCAGGAGGUGGCGGGCGACCGCCAGAUGAUGAGACGAGUGGCGAUACUGGUCCUCGUCCCAAGAAGGGUCACUCUUCUAGCUAUACCGAUCACUCUCGAGACUCACUCGCUUCCAACAGGGAUCUAAAUGGCGCGCCUGAUAACCGCAGCACAAUGUAUUCACAGGCGUCCAGCGUCGGCACAGGAUUUCUCAAUGGCUAUGCUGGCAGCCGAGCCACGGAGAGUGUCGCAAGCCCGAACCUGCAAUCCUCUGCCACGUUUGGCAUAGAAAAGCUACGCUCAGACUAUGAAUUCAGGAUAGCGACCCUGAAUCAGCGGCUCGGCGCUUUGGAAACUGAGAAUGCUGAACUCAAGGAAGAAGUCGAGUCAACAGCUUCCAGCGCACGGGGUAAGCUUUUAGAGGCGAACGAGCACAGAGACAAGGCUAAGAAUCUCGAGAAAGAGCUGGAUGGCCUGCGCGAGCGUCAUCGCACGCUGGAAGAGCAGCAUCGCCAACACAAAGACUUGCACGAAGAGAAGCACACCCAGCUAGAGCAGACACUCAAGGCGCUAGACGACCUGCAGCGAGAGCAUGAAGACUUGCAACACGAGCAUGAACGGCAGCGCGUCGCUAGCGGGACUGGGAAUGCGGCAGAGCUGUCGGAGCAGCUUGAUGAGCUCCAGAGAGACUAUGCACACCAAGAAGAUCUUGUCAAUGAGCUUCGCAGUGAGGUCACAUCGUUGUUGGACGAAAUCCGCCAGCUGUCCUCUCGCAACGACGAGAUGAUGGCAGAAAAAGAGUCCGAUCUUGUGGUAGUUCGCGACCUCAACAACCAGAUGCAAUCGUACAAGCGCAAGUAUGAGACGGCGAAGACGGAACUGCGCGCACUCAAGGCUACCUCGCAACUUUUCGUACAACCACCCAAGGCGGACGAAGUAAUGCCGUCGACUGAAGGAGGCGCUAUCGCAGACGUCAACUUGACCGCCUUCCAAAGCUCCAUCGAUGAGCUACUCUCGGCUGCACGAUCAAAGACGCCAGGCAAUGUCCUCCUGAGCAUGAAGACGGUGGUGCUAGCGUCAACUUUGGUCACUGACGACGUGGUCAGAUGGGAAGCUGCAAGCGGUGGAGAGCUUGCACCAGACGAGCGCGAACAGCUUGGGCUGCUGAAGAGCAAAGCCAGCAGCACGCUCAACAAUCUCAUGACCGCGUGCCGAAACCAUGCGUCCAGCCAAGGCAUGUCGCCCGUGAGUCUGUUGGACGCCGCUGCCAGCCACGUCUCUACCACCAUCGUGGAUCUGGCCAAGCUACUCAAGGUCCGAAAAGCCAGUCAAGCAGAGACAGAGGAGCUCGAAGCUACUUUCGCUCAGGGCUCGCUCCCCAACGGUCUAAGGCCAUUGCACAUAAAUGCGCUAGCACAAUCCAACAGCCGAGAGGCGCCGUUUUCGCCAACCACUGGGGCCCCGAUUCCGGAUUUCCGAGCGAGGCCUAGCCUUGACGAUCGUCUGCAGCCAAGUGCGGCCAAUGCUCCGUCUCCGAGGACGCGCUCAGGACCUGUGAUGGGCCGCUACUCGCCCGUAGGCUAUCGCCCGGACAUUGGGAGAAAGAACUCUCAAGGCGAAGGAUCCUGGCAAGGUAGUCGGCAGCGGACGGCCAGCUCUUCCUCCAACUCUAGCAAUGCAGGGGCUUCCGCCAACAUACCGGCUGUUCCCCCCAUCACACAAGAAAUGCGGCAAAAGUCAUACGCGAGCAGCACUCGACCGUCUUCUGCCGCCAACACUAGCGCGCCUCCUAGUCCUGCUGCGCUUGGCAGAUCGCCUUCAGGCUCGACACAGGCUCAGACACCCCCGUCUGGUCCGCUCGACGAUUCCGAAGAGAAUUGGGCUGAGCUUCGCAACUACAUCGAAGUGCAGACCGAGAGUAUUGUGCACGCCAUCCAGUCCUUGCUAUCGGCCAUCAGAGAAGGCGCUACUGGAGUACAGCUGAGCGAGAAUUUGGAGCAGAUCACCACUAUCGUGUCGUCCAUCGUGGCUAUCUCUAAAGACAAUUUGCCCACUGGCCCUCGCGCUGCGGAAGGCGAAAGGAUCCUGGCUGCCCUUCUAAGCGACUGUGAGAAGCUCUCUGAAAUGCAGUCCAAGCCCGUAUUCGACAAGGCGACCAAACGCACCAUGGCGUCUGCAAGCUAUGGCGUGGCAAAGGGUCUCAAGGCGCUCAACUCGCUGCUGUCGCCUCUCGAUUAG